UGCGCGCAGACCGCGGGUCGAGGGGCUGCUCCGGAGGCCCGCAAGACCUGGGCGGGUCUCUGCGCUCGGCUGAACUCGGCGCCGGGCUCUGGAGCUCCUCAGAGCCCUGCCUGUCCCGUGUGUCCAGGUGAGCAGUGUAAGGGGCCUGACCUGCUUUUCUUCUCUGAAGACAAGAAAUUUGAGGUCCCAGAAACACAGUGAGGAUGUCUAAUGAACCACCCCCUCCUUAUCCUGGGGGUCCCACAGCCCCUCUUCUGGAGGAGAAAAGUGGAGCCCCACCUACCCCAGGCCGCACCUCCCCAGCUGUGAUGCAGCCCCCACCGGGCAUGCCACUGCCCCCUGCAGACAUUGGUCCCCCACCCUACGAGCCACCAGGUCACCCAAUGCCCCAGCCUGGCUUUGUUCCCUCCCACAUGAGUGCAGAAGGCACCUACAUGCCUCCAGGUUUCUACCCUCCUCCAGGCCCCCACCCACCCAUGGGCUACUACCCCCCUGGACCCUACCCGCCAGGGCCCUACCCUGGCCCUGGGGGUCACACAGCUACAGUGCUGGUUCCCUCGGGGGCUGCCACUACGGUGACAGUGCUACAGGGAGAGAUCUUUGAAGGCGCACCUGUGCAGACUGUGUGUCCUCACUGCCAGCAGGCCAUCACCACCAAGAUCUCCUACGAGAUCGGCCUGAUGAACUUCGUGCUGGGUUUCUUCUGCUGCUUCAUGGGGUGUGACCUGGGCUGUUGCUUAAUCCCCUGCCUCAUCAACGACUUCAAGGAUGUGACUCACACAUGCCCCAGCUGCAAAGCCUACAUCUACACGUACAAGCGCCUGUGCUAACGGAGCUGGGACUCAGUUUCCCCACCUGUCAGUCUGGUUCCCUGUGCUUCUGCUCCCUGUGCUCAUGUGGUUGCUUCCCCACUCCCACCUAGAGUUGGAAGCUACACCACUGUCCCCUGGAAGUCUUGUCCUCUUUGCCUUGCUGUGCCCCGAGCAUCUGAAGCUCUUCCAACAAAACUUGCCGUUGGAUUUAAGGCCAAGGGUCAGGGGGUGACAGGGGAUGGCACUGAGCUUGUAUGCUGGUUUGCUUAGUAUUGUCAUCAGGAGAUAAGCUGGGAAGGUUCUCCCAUGGGGUCCUCCCACAUUUCCGUCCAAGGUACAGGUUCAGUUCUGACUUUCUCCCUGGGACCAAAAGCAGCCAGACCAGCCAGUAAUCCCUAGGUUGGGCCUGCAGUGGGGCUGUGCCUGGAGCCACAGUGGUUUUUGACCUGCUGGGCUGAAAGUAGGAGAGCCAUCUGGAGUCCAGUGGAGUUGUCUGGAUCAGGACAGGGUCAUGAGGUUUGGGUCUGGUUCUGAGGUGCUUUGUGCCUCUAGGGUGCAAGGGUAGUGUAUCAGAGAAAUGAUGACUGCCAACUCUGGUCUUCAGAACUCUCAGGUAUCCAAACCCAGGACCUCUAACACCCUAUACAAGUGCCCAAGAGCCACCUGGUGCAGGGAAGAGAGGACUCUGGGUGACUGGUCCUGGUAGCCAAGAAGGGACUCGCCUCUCACCCCUACCCCCUGCUUGGUCUCUUUGGGUCAGUGUGCAGAUCCCCUUUCUGGCCACACUUCUGUGAACUCUUGUAUUUUCUGUGGCUAGAAGGAAUGCCCAUGAGCCUAACCCAUCGUGUCCUUGCUGCAUACAGGCUCAGCCUCUGCUUGGGAGGAAGGGCUUUCUCAG
Messenger RNA from Lepus europaeus (European hare), 1710 nucleotides. RefSeq names its product cell death inducing p53 target 1 (gene CDIP1). Gene Ontology annotation, molecular function: zinc ion binding. The record is from RefSeq and is a predicted model, not a curated record. NCBI's taxonomy places the organism in Eukaryota, Metazoa, Chordata, Mammalia, Lagomorpha, Leporidae. The transcript has 6 exons. The coding region runs from base 204 to 830 and encodes 208 amino acids. Gene Ontology annotation, biological process: tumor necrosis factor-mediated signaling pathway; intrinsic apoptotic signaling pathway in response to DNA damage by p53 class mediator.